This is a messenger RNA of Sinocyclocheilus anshuiensis, 2162 nucleotides long. It is a transcript of the gene slc49a4, whose product is annotated as solute carrier family 49 member 4. Gene Ontology annotation, biological process: transmembrane transport. Bases 156 to 1541 code for a protein of 461 amino acids. The transcript has 9 exons. The record is from RefSeq and is a predicted model, not a curated record. Gene Ontology annotation, cellular component: intracellular membrane-bounded organelle; membrane. Gene Ontology annotation, molecular function: transmembrane transporter activity. NCBI's taxonomy places the organism in Eukaryota, Metazoa, Chordata, Actinopteri, Cypriniformes, Cyprinidae.
AUUAAAGUUUGGAGCGUAGCUGAGAGUGUCAUCGGUUGUUUUUGUUUCGAUGGGCAGCUGGCAAUUGAACGACUGCCCUAGUUUUUAAUGUGGCAUGUUAUAGACGUUGCCGGAUAGCAUAAAGGCAUUUUAAAACGUGAUCCCACGUCUUUUCAAUGGGUGCCGUGGAAAGCACCGAAGGAGAAAGGGAGCCUUUGCUGGUUCCAUCUCAGCCGGCGACAAACACACAGCCUGUGUUGAGCAGGGUGUACGGGAGAAGAUGGUUAGUUCUCACCAUGUUUUCAUUGUUGGGUUUUAUGCAAGGACUUGUGUGGAACACCUGGGGCCCGAUCCAGAUCUCAGCCAAGCAUGUGUUUGAGUUCUCAUCGACAGAUAUCGCGGUGCUGGUGAUGUGGGGUCCAGUGGGUUACCUGCCAUGGCUGUUGUUUAUGUGGUUGAUGGAUAAGAAAGGUUUGCGAGCUUCUCUGCUGCUGUCAGCAUUCUUCAUGGUGCUGGGCGCAGCAUUACGAAGUGUUCCUCUCAAAGACCUAUACUACAGACGCUGGAUGAUUCAUGGAGGUCAACUUCUGAAUGGUUUAGCUGGUCCUACCAUUAUGAGUGCCGGUCCUCUGCUCUCUACUACUUGGUUUGCUCCUGAUCAGAGAGCUACAGCCACCGCUAUUGCAUCACUUAUCGGCUACCUGGGGUCAGCCUGUGCCUUUCUGAUUGGUCCGUUGGCUGUCCCUGCACCCAAUGGCACUGUGGGAAGCACCGUUUACUGGAACCAAAACCACAUAGGAGACAGGAUACAGUUUGUUCUUUACGCAGAGGUUGGGAUGAUUGCAGCACUUUUCGUGGCUGUGCUGUUCUACUUCCCCUCCAGGCCGCCCAUCCCUCCCAGCGUGGCAGCAGCUAGCCAACGUCUCAGCUACAGGAGCAGCAUCUGCAGACUGCUGAGCAACAUGCGUUUCCUGAUGAUAGCACUCGCCUACUCCGUGCCCACAGGGGUUGUUGCUGGCUGGGCCGGAGUGUUGGACAUGAUUUUAACACCUGCUAAAGUCAGCCAGGUGGACGCGGGCUGGAUCGGGUUCUGGUCCAUAGUUGGAGGCUGUGUGUUUGGUGUGGCCAUGGCGAGGUUUGCUGACUAUAUUCGAGGAAUGCUGAAGCUAAUUUUGGUGCUGAUGUUUGCCGGAGCAUCCUUGGCGGCCACCUGGUUCACUCUCACCUGCCUGACCAGGCUUACUCACCUGCCCUCCACUAAAGCCACUCUCUACACCUCCUGCAUCCUGGUGGGUAUCUUCAUCAACAGUAGUGUUCCCAUCUUCUUGGAGCUGUUCAUUGAGACGGUUUACCCUGUUCCUGAGGGUAUCACCUGCGGAGUGGUCACCUUCCUCAGCAACCUCUUCACUGGACUUUUGCUGUUUUGCCUCACCUUUUACAUUACAGAGCUGUCCUGGUUAAACUGGUGUCUGACAGGCUCCUGCAUCUUCAGUCUCCUGCUCCUCCUCUUCUUCAGAGAAUCGUACGACCGCCUCUAUUUGGACGUCUUUGUCUCUGUCUGAGCACACCACUUGAGCUUUUUUUCAACAGAAGACUGAAGGCUUGUCUUUUUAUGAGCACUAUAUUCCAGCAGAGUGCAGAGAAAAGGCACACAGCAUGUUGCUCACUUUUAUGGAUCUGUGUUUUUUUUUAAAUGUUGUAAUUGUGAAAUAUAUGACCAGCAGUGGUGGCAGUGCAUUGUGUUAGCAUCAUAACUAACAGCGGGAACUGAGACCCGACUAAGGAAGAAAAAAGUGUAGAUAUUGACCUUUCUACUUGACAUUUUGCCUCCUGGAUGCAUUUUUGUACAUUUUAUUUUACUUUUUUUUUUAAAUACGAUUUUUGAAAAUUAUGUGUUUACAUACUGGCGCAAUAUAAGGGACUUUUAUUGCAUAGAGAGUCACAAGCGGAUCUACUUACGGAUUUGGUAGUGCCCCACGGUGAUGACUCCUCUAGUGCUCUCACCACAUCUAAUGGGAGUGUAAUGGAUAAUUAUAGACAAGCUCAAUUAGACUCCUGGCGAGAGCUAUGGCCGUCUGUGGACCGGGGACCUCUUAGAGCUGUAGUGUCACUUGUCAAUAGCCUGUGGGAUCCAAGCUUUAAUUGACCUGUGAUAGGACUGUCAAUAAGUGGCAUACGCUGUG